Molecule: messenger RNA, 658 nt
Organism: Racocetra fulgida
Lineage: Eukaryota; Fungi; Glomeromycota; Glomeromycetes; Diversisporales; Gigasporaceae
Source: the annotation of a GenBank genome assembly
AUAAUCCCUUAAUUGAGUCACUCAAGGUCUAUUUUCUUCGUGAACUGCGUCACAAAGGUCUUUCAAUUGAUGACGUAAAACGAUUCUGUGCAGCACACACAAAUAAAUUUCCUUGGCUAUCCACAUUCAAAUGGAGUGAUAAUAAAGAUAAUCGUCUUCCAUUUAAUCCAUAUUGGCAACUACCGGAAUAUCACCAGGCAGAAAACGCAUUUAAAAAAUUGUAUAGCAUUGGAAACGAAGCUCCUCUUCAGGCUUUUAUUCAACAAUUGCAAAAUAUUAAUGAAUUUCGUGCAAGAAUUGCAUUAUUUGGACUUAUUAUAUCUCACCUACAUGUGGUUAGGGCAUCUCGUGAAUGGAGGGCACCAGAAAAUCAAGCUUCGGAUUUUUUGAAGAUUGUUGGUACAAUGAACAAUUUAUCGGAUGGAUAUAAAGUAACUAUAGGAAGAAUACUUUCAAACAAUCAAUCGCUCCUUCGCUUAGACGAAACUAUAGAUAAUAGUAAUUUGUUUUUAAAAUCGGUUAUAGCUCAUAUUGUAGCAUUGCAUGCUUCAAUUCCACCAGAUUUCACACCACUUGCGGCAUAUUUCCAUAAUAUAGGUGCAUGUCAAAAUAUGUUUAUUUUGACUGUAGUUACUGGAGGUGAAGGACAAAUUGUCCG